CGCUUCCGCCUGUCGGUACUGUGGAGGCUGUCCGCCGCACGUGUGUUCUUUGGGCUCGGCUGUGGUGGUGAUGGACCCUCUGGAUCGGAUUGUAAAACCCAAAACAAAAAGGGCCAAGAGAUUCCUUGAGAAGAGAGAACCGAAGCUUAAUGAAAAUGUUAAAAAUGCCAUGCUGAUUAAAGGGGGAAAUGCAAAUGCGACAGUAACACAAGUCCUUAGAGACAUGUAUGCACUGAAAAAGCCAUAUGGAGUGCUGUAUAAGAAGAAAAAUAUUACAAGACCAUUUGAGGAUCAGACAUCAUUGGAAUUCUUUUCAAAGAAAUCAGAUUGUUCGUUAUUUAUGUUUGGUUCCCAUAAUAAGAAGCGACCAAAUAAUCUAGUACUAGGUCGCAUGUAUGACUACCAUGUGCUGGAUAUGAUUGAAUUAGGUAUUGAGAAGUUUGUCUCGCUAAAAGAUAUUAAGAAUAGUAAAUGUCCUGAGGGCACAAAGCCCAUGUUGAUAUUUGCUGGUGAUGAUUUUGAUGUAACGGAGGACUAUAGAAGACUAAAAAGUCUUCUUAUUGAUUUCUUCCGAGGCCCCACGGUCCCAAACAUUCGCCUGGCUGGAUUGGAGUACGUUUUGCACUUCACCGCCCUGAACGGGAAGAUUUACUUCCGAAGCUAUAAGUUGCUCUUGAAGAAAUCUGGUUGCAGAACGCCUCGGAUUGAACUGGAAGAGAUGGGACCCUCACUGGAUAUGGUUCUGAGGAGGACACACUUGGCAUCAGAUGACCUUUAUAAAUUAUCUAUGAAAAUGCCCAAAGCUCUCAAGCCAAAGAAGAAGAAAAAUAUCUCCCAUGACACUUUUGGUACAACUUAUGGGAAGAUUCAUAUGCAGAAGCAAGAUCUAAGCAAACUACAAACCAGGAAAAUGAAGGGGUUGAAGAAGCGACCUGCAGAAAGGACAAAAGAAGACCAGGAGGAAAAAUCAAAGAGAAUUAAAAAAAAUUGAUGGAAUUUGGCUAACAGCCAUGGCCCUAUUAUAGUCUGUUUACUUGAAAGAAUUGUCAAGCUUCGUUUUGUUCAGAGUUUCUGGCAAUAUUUUAUUGUGUAUUUUUAUUACAUAAUAUCUUAUUUUAUAUUAUGGACAGUAAUGUGCUCGUCCUAAGUUGGAGCUUCCUGCUUGUGGCUUUACUCCCUGGUGAGCUGUUUUUUCUCUGUGAUAAGCUGUCUCCUGUCCUCCUGAAACUCUUCUCUCAGUGGGUGAGUGAGAGAGGUGUGAUCUUUGUAACCACUGGUCUUAUAAAGAAAAUUCUAGAUGGAGCACUAGAUAAAUACAGAAAGCCUUGAGCCUUUGAAGGCAGACAGGACCCAAAGGAGCUGUACAAAAGCUUAAGAUAAAACAUUUACUCCACCUCCCAA
Ochotona princeps (American pika) is the source of this 1401-nucleotide messenger RNA. RefSeq names its product ribosome production factor 2 homolog (gene RPF2). Gene Ontology annotation, cellular component: nucleolus. The transcript has 10 exons. Gene Ontology annotation, molecular function: rRNA binding. The coding region runs from base 71 to 991 and encodes 306 amino acids. Lineage: Eukaryota; Metazoa; Chordata; Mammalia; Lagomorpha; Ochotonidae. Gene Ontology annotation, biological process: ribosomal large subunit assembly; maturation of LSU-rRNA from tricistronic rRNA transcript (SSU-rRNA, 5.8S rRNA, LSU-rRNA). The record is from RefSeq and is a predicted model, not a curated record.